Nomascus leucogenys (northern white-cheeked gibbon) is the source of this 442-nucleotide messenger RNA. RefSeq names its product keratin-associated protein 19-7. The record is from RefSeq and is a predicted model, not a curated record. NCBI's taxonomy places the organism in Eukaryota, Metazoa, Chordata, Mammalia, Primates, Hylobatidae.
CUAACCACACACACCACUUCUGACAACAUGACGUACUCCGGCAGCUACUGUGGAGGCCUAGGCUACAGCUGUGGAGGAUUCGGUGGCCUGGGCUAUGGCUAUAGCUGUGGAUGUGGCAGCUUCCGCAAUCUGGGCUAUGGCUGUGGCUAUGGAGGCUACAGAUACAGCUGCUGCCACCCAUCAUGCUAUGGGGGUUACUGGUCUUCUGGAUUCUAUUGAAUAAAUACUUGAAAUACAGUCUUCCGUGAGAUUCCCAAUUCUCCCAAGAAACUUUAUUCCGUAACCUGCCUGCUUCAUUUAUCCUGUCUUGAUAACAAAAUAGCUGCUUGGAUCACCUGCCUUUUGACAAUAGUGUGAAGAAAACUUGAUCAACUAGAUAUUGGCAUUUGAUCAGUGAUGUUCUCCAGAUAUUCACUUCUUUAUUGGCUAGAGAGCCAUUAUA